Molecule: messenger RNA, 5141 nt
Organism: Daphnia magna
Lineage: Eukaryota; Metazoa; Arthropoda; Branchiopoda; Diplostraca; Daphniidae
Product: G-protein coupled receptor moody
Exons: 4
Coding region: 2363-4105 (580 amino acids)
Biological process (GO): G protein-coupled receptor signaling pathway
Cellular component (GO): membrane
Molecular function (GO): G protein-coupled receptor activity
Source: RefSeq, a predicted model, not a curated record
UGUGUGUCUGUUCCGGGUAAUAUAGUCCCUUCUGUUAUAUCUCCCCGCCCAUUGACAAAAUGAGUUGACCUCCAUUCCUGAAAUAGCUCCGUAUAUAACUUAUUCUCCCCCGCGCUCGUGCCACCUAAGAAGUUACUAGAAUAUUGUGAGGAUAGGGUGGGAUUAACUUGACAAAAUUAUGAUUUUCUCUAGGUCCAUUUAAACCGCCUUGUUGUGCGAUAAAUCAUAGACACGUAUAACUCAGGUGGUUAUGCACCUGUAAGUUUCCAUCAACGUCGCACGAGCCCUACCAACACAUUUAAAUUGGUGUGUCCAUGUUGGUCUUUGAGUGAAUAACAUGCAACAUUCAUACCGUAACUUGAGCUAUAUUAUCAGCAGACGAUGUGCACAACUUUGGCUUUUGUUGACUUCUUGGUAUUUCAACUGUUGUCUCCAAAAUAAUCAAAUAUCCAUUUUGAUUCAUUAAAAGUUCGGCAUACCCAAGACUCUCCCUGAAAUUCGACUACUAGGCACACGCCACAAAGCUUUAUCCGCUAACCUUAAUCAUUUCAAUAAUAGAUUUGCAUACAGGAAGGCUUUGGGCAACUGUUUCUCCAUUUCAAAUGGACAAAAAGCAAAAGUUUUGGGGAGGAAAUGAAGGGCAGAUUGCGUUGUUUGAGCCGUCGUCACACAAGUUUGAAUUUUAGUAAUUUUCCUAUACUUACCGCAGAGGUGGCGCCAUAACUUGCUUGUGUGUGCAAGUGAAAGACAUUUCCACAUAGUCGCAGUAAAAAAGAAAAUUGACAUUUUUUUCAAGAGGAAAGUCAUUUCCGUUUUGGAGCCUUCAACGCGCAAAAAGUUCAUUAGAGAGCAAAAGCAAACAUAUAAAUGAACUUUCGUAGAACUGGUGGCGCCACACGUCAAAAUGUGCGAACACAAAUCAUCGUCCGGAAAUAAUAUAUAUUUUUUUAUUUUCAACUUUUUGUUUUUAGAAAAAAAUGCGACCACUCCCAUGACUUCAACGCAGUAUGUUGUUAUUGGAAAGCAGAAACGAAAACGAACAGGUUUCUUCUUUUUUUGUGGGUGUGUGACUCUGUGCGUUGACAUCGGCUGACUCGAUCGAUACUUACCCCAAAAAAAAUAUAUAUAUAUUUUAAUAUUCUUAACGUGAUGCCCAGAGGUUGUACUGCAAACAGAACUUUUGUUCCGGUGACGUUGUUUCCACCGAAAUCGAAUCAAACUCUUUACCGUAAACUAAUAGAAUUAUUCUUUUAUGUUCGCUAGAUGGCAGCGGUAGCACUUUUCAUGCGAAUUUUUCAAUCGAGUUAAAUUUUGGAAUCGUUAAUGUCCAAGUGAAAAAGGGAAUAAAGUGAUGAGUAAUGAUGCCUCUAAUAAUUUAGAGAUAAAUAACGUAGGCGUGUAUAGUGGCGCCAUCGAUUAAGAUGAUGGAUUUAGAAAAAGAAUCGAUUCCUGCUGCUGACGAUAGAGAAAAGGAUAAAGGAGAAUGAAUCAUGAUGAUAAACUAACGUUGCGCCCAGUGAAUACUGCAAGAAAGAAUGAAUAAAAAGAUAAAAAUCGUCAUCAUAAUAAAAGGGUUCUGUCUUUUUAAGAAAAAAGAAGAGUGUACGUAUACUAAAUAAAAAAAAAGGGGGCAGGGCUGCUGUCAUCAUCGGUGAUGAUGAUGGAACAUUGCCAAUAUGAUCGGCGAGGGGGGAAAAAGACUCGCCUUAGGGCAAACAAAGAAAACAUGGAGGAAAAACAUUACGCUCUCAAUGUUGUUGCCUCUAAAUAUAUCCAUCUCUCGUGUGUCUGACGAUGAUUGUCAAAUGUUGAUAUAGAUGGGGGAGGAUACUUUUCACAAGGCUACACAAAUAUAUUUUUGCCUAAAAGGCACUUUUUUUUUAUAUUUUCCCUUUUCAUCCUGAUGUUGCCGUUUUUUGCCAAGUUAUGUGUGCAGACGACGAAGAAAGCAUGGCCGAGUAGAGACCUAAUGGGGCGCCAUCAGUUUCUUUCCACGACGCCAAACGAUGACGAUUAUCGUUCUCGUCUGUUUUUGUUUUAUUGCACGUUACAUGUGAAUGUAACACAGCUCUAUAACGUGCAUAGUGGUGCAUCUCCCUGUUUUUCUCUCUCUGGAGAACCAAGAAAACAUUCAGCAUUAAGACGAUUCGAGGAUCGCCCCAUGGAAUGCCCAAUUUGAAAAACUGCGUGGGCGUGUGAAUGGCUUCCGGUUCGUUCCCAAUGACAUCCCUACAAUAUACAUGUCAGUGCUGAUGACGACAAUGGAAGUACUUGGUUGGUAGCCAAGUCCAGGCCAUUAAUUUCUUUGUAAACUCGUUUCGUGUUUUGCUCAACUAUAAUAAGUGUGCGUAACGCGACGGCCAUGUUCAUCAUCAAUUUGAGCGUAUCCGAUUUGAUGUUUUGCUGUUUCAACUUACCGCUAGCUACGUCACUGUUUUACCAUCGUGCAUGGGUUCACGGUGAAGCCCUCUGUACGCUCUUCCCGUUGAUGCGCUAUGGACUUUUAGCCGUUUCCAUCUUCACCGUUUUGGCAAUCACGCUCAAUCGCUACAUCAUGAUCGGACACCCUCGACUCUAUCCAAAGUUAUACAAAAGACGCCAUCUGAUAUUGAUGAUCGCCCUGACUUGGCUCGGCUGUUUCGGUUCGUUGCUGCCCACUUUGCUCGGAGAAUGGGGCACUUUCGGACUGGACAAAGAAAUCGGAUCGUGUUCCAUCUUACCCGAUGCACAGCGACGCUCACCUAAAGAGUUCCUCUUUGUCGUUGCUUUCGUCCUUCCUUGCCUGGCUAUCGUCGUCUGCUACGCCCGGAUCUUUUUCAUCGUCAGACGGGCAGCGGCCGUCUCGCACGGCAAUCAGCAACAACAAAAUCAUCAGAAUCAUCAGCAAUCGGGCAACGCUGCAGGACUCAAACCGUCGUCUAGCGUCCGAUCGAGAACAGGCAUCGGCGGAAUUGUUCCAGGUGAAAUGAGACGAGGUCUAAUGUUGCCCGGUUCGGCUUCUGGCAUGCAUCCGGGCGGCGGAUACAUCAAGCAAACGAUGAUCACUGGCCAUCCUUCCGUUAUGGAAGCUUCGUUUCAUUUGACGUGUUGCGAAUCGCAACAAGGAAGCGGAUCGACUGAAAUCAGCGAGGAAACGACCGAUCGAUCCGCCGGUGGAUGCAGCCAUCAUUUAUCUGUUGGACCGACGGAACCACUAGUCAAUAACGCGGGUAGUACAGUCAUAGUUCCGAAGAGGACUGGAUCUAUUUUGCGCUGGAACAAACCAACCCAGCAUAAAUCAUCGCCCAUCCGAAUUGAAGUCGAGAAAGGUAGCGAAGUAGCUGGGCCGUUGCCCGAGUUCCAGCAGCAACUGUCGGACAAGAGACGGAUUUCCGUUUCUUUCAUGGAACCGGAGCAACUGGAUGACUGUCCUCAGUCGGUUGGUUCAUCGGAAGCCCAAUAUCUUCGCGUUCCGGGUGUCCAGCAGUGUUCCAGCAACAGCAGUCCAGCAGUUUGCAUGAAUCUUUCGUCCAGUCAAAAAUCCUUGUCGACUGCUAUCGCUGGAUCGGCCACCGAAGAUGCCGAACCUGUCAUAGCAAGUCCCGUUCCGUCGGAAGCUUCUUCCAUCGGAUCGACAGUUGUCAUUCCGGAAGGGAUAGCAACUCCAGUGGGCGGAGACACAGGCAGAUCUGUCUUGGGGGCGGCGCUAUCACAAGUCAGCGGUGCCCUCCAUCGUCGUUCGACUAGAAACAAAUCGUCAACGCGGAGACAUCCGGGCCGAAUGACAGCAAAGGAUCGCAAAUUAUUGCAAAUGAUUUUAGUCAUUUUCGUUUCAUUUAUCGUUUGCUACAUGCCCAUCACGCUGGUCAAAUCGUUAAGCAAAGAGGUGGACCUGGGCGGAGCGAUUAACAUUGUAGGUUAUGUUCUCAUUUAUUUGACGACGUGCAUUAACCCAAUCAUCUACGUCGUCAUGAGCUCCGAAUACCGACAGGCAUACAAGAAUUUACUGACGUGCAAGCAGAGCCAUCAUGCGGGCAUUGGGGGAGGCGGAACCGGAAUCGGUGGCGGAGGAGGCCUGGGAGGCGGUCCGUUGCCCAGCCGCAGUUUUUCACAAAAAGCUUACUGAUUUUCUCAUUUCUUUCAUUUAAAGUAAAGUGGCCCUCAAGCGGGUAGAAUCGAAAACGAAGGUUGUACAGUGGGACACUGACUCACGUUGCUUAGCAACUAAAACGUAACCAAUGACGACAGUCGACUGCCAUGUAGGAUUGGCGAUUAUUUUUUCUUGCGCUACUAUUAAAUAAUAUUCAAAUUGUUUAAAGAAAAACUGGGUCUCUUCAAUCACCUUUUCGGGGUUUUGUUCCUAGUCCUUGGAUGUGGCAGGUUAAGUUGGACGUCAAAAACUACAUCAAGUGCGUAUACACUAUUUGCAUUUCUGAACUCUGAUCCGACAUUCCAUAAAAAUUACUUUAAUCAUCGUCAUAAAAAAAAAAAAAAAAAGAAUUUAAAAUUCACUUCCGCUUCGAUUUUCCUAUUCGAAAUAAUUUGCAUCAAAUAAUACUCUUGUUACUGUAUAGCUUAUCUCCUCUUUUUGGCUGCAAAUUAAGAGCACCUGCUGCUGUGUUCGGAGAGAAGAUUGUGAUAUAGAAAAACUGGUGAAUAGGUGUGUUGGGCUGUCAAACACACGCAAGUUGUGCGGAUGAGUGGUUCAAAUAUUGACAUUGCUCUUGACUGUUUUGUCCCAAAUAUUUCUACUCCUUUUGUUACUGUCUAAACGCUUGAACGGUACAUUCAGAUAGAGUUCCUGGUUCAACAUUAUCGAGAGAGCACAUCAUCAUCACCACUAUACAUAGUCAUCCAAUGUAACCAGCAGAAAAGAUCAAUGUUUGCACACACACACACACACACACUAGCCUCAUUCUGUCUGCUCUUUCUUUAAAUCCAUUUUCCCUCUUUCUGCUGUGUGUGUAGUUCAAGUGGAGAGAAAUAUUUUGGCGCCAAUUCUAAACAAAAGAGCUAAGUUGUUUCAUCAUCCUGUAUUGAAUAUGGGAUGCUGUUUAUUGAUCUGUACUCCGUGCUAUACUAUUUAUCAAGCAUUAACAUGAUGGAGUGUCAUUAUGUGAAAUUGACGGGAAAAAAGACUAAAAAUAUAUUAUCGAAGAGAA